CCCUCUGUUUAUACUUGACGUAGACGCUAAGCGACAGGAUUGUUGCCCAUAUCGCUCCUAAAACCGAAAAUACGUUUACUUUAGAAAAGGUAUUUUCUUACCUAGCCACACACAUUUCCGAGUUGUUACUCAUACUGUUCAUUACUUGUAUACUUGUUACACACAAAUGAACGGAAACGUAAGCUGUUUUGUUUGUUUGUUUUCAAAUUUCGCGCUGUUUGGUGAGCUCGUGAAGAGAUUAGCGGAUUGACAUUUUUGCUUGCCAUGUUGCUCCAAUUGGGGCUUCAAUUCCGACAUAUGAAAUAAAACGUGAUUAAAAUGGAGGUGACCGAUAUCGGAAACAAAGAAGAAGGGAAGCUCUGGUGUCGAAAACCAGCACCUGGGAAAGGUAUACUGUUGACAGUGGGCCGUACUGCUCAUCAGACUAAGAUUCGUUUCCUCCAUGCAACCUUUGACACCACAGGAGAUUCCUUCCUGGCUGGCGAUCACCAUGGCAACAUCUAUGCCUUUGACAUAAGUAGAAACAGAUUUCGUCUUGUGCAGAGGACGGGACAGGCCUGCACUGCUUUAGCUUUCUCUCUCGGCAGGACCACAGAGUUCCUGGUGGCUCUUGUUGACAACACGGUCAAAUGUUUCGACAAAGACACAAAGCAGCUGGUCAGUUGUAUGCGGGGCCACGAGGGGGCCGUUUCAUCCAUCUCCAUGCACAGCUCCGGCCGCUACGCUGUCACCACGUCCGCAGACACCGCUCAGCUCUGGGAUCUGGACACCUUCCAGAGGGAGAGAAAGCUCAACGUCCAACAGUCAGUGGGCAUACAGAAGGUGUUCUUCCUCCCCCACAGCAACACCAUCCUCAGCUGUUUCAAUGACGACUCCAUCUUUGCUUGGGAGAGUGACACACUCGUGUGUAAAUACCAACUUCCUGUGCCCGACUAUGGACCCCGGAUCUUUUACAAGACUUUUGCUGUGACACGAGAUGGUAAAAUCCUGGCAGCAGGGGGGCGCUCAAACCUGCUGCACCUAUGGUGUCUGGAUCCCAAGGAGCUGGUCAAUGUGAUCCAGAUGCCAGCGCAGGUUCGAACUGUCAGACAGUUGGAAUUCCUUCCUGACAGCUUCGAUGAAGGAGCCAGUCAGACAUUGGGUGUGUUGGGCCAAGACGGCAUUAUGCGCUUCAUUAACAUUCACACCUCCAAGCUGCUUUUUCACAUCGGUUCCCAUAGCGACGCCAUCACCAGUGUGACCGUCAGCCCCACUGGUCGCCAUGUGGUGGCCAUCUUGGACAAUGGCAGCAUCAGCGUCUACAGCAUUCAGAGUCUCACGCAGGACUUAAACAAGCUUCCUCUCCCACAGUUGGUCGUCACCUCAGGGGGCGCGGCGAACCAGGAACAGUCAAACCUAAAGGCCAAGGUCCAAUCAGAGACAGCACAAAGACAAACCAAAAACAAGGCACGGCCCAAACGAGUACAGAUCUUAGCCCCCUCUGGUGGGUCGACCGUUGAGGAUAAAGAGAACCAACUCCCUGGUGGUCUGAACAAGAAGCGGCUGGUGGCUCUGCUUAAAACAUUUGGAGAAUAUCCUGCAAAAUACAGGAUGUUUGUGUGGCGAUCCUUGUUAUACUUGCCUGAGAACUACGCAGCAUACAGCAGCCUGACCGAUAAAGGCCCGCACUCAGCCUACCUCGCCCUCCAUGAGAAGUAUCCCAUCAAAAGCCAGAAGCUCCAGAGGGGGCUGCAAAGGGUUUUGUCUGCAUCGGCUCACUGGGCCGCCAUCUUUGGAGAGGUGGAGUACCUUCCACUGAUAACCUUCCCGUUUGUGAAGCUCUUCCAGAACAAUCCUAUGGUCUGCUUUGAGGUGGUGGCCACAGUCUUAGUGAACUGGUGCCAAAACUGGUUCGAUUUCUUCCCCAACCCUCCUCUGAACAUCCUGAGCAUGGCGGAGAACAUCCUGGCUCACCAUGACAAGGAGCUGCUGCAGCACCUGGUGGAUUGUGGCAUCACCUCACAGCUCUACUUGUGGCCCCUCUUGGAGACGUUAUUCUCCGAGGUUCUGACUCGCGACGAGUGGCUCAGACUCUUUGACAACGUCUUUUCCAACCAUCCGUCCUUCCUGCUGAUGGCGUGCGUGGCCUACCUGACGUGCUGCCGGGAGCCGCUCUUGCUGUGCUGCCAGACGCAGGACUUUGAGUAUUUCUUUCACCAUCGGAACAACUUGAACAUGGAAGACAUGAUUAAGGAAGCUUAUUGGUUGAUGAGCAACACGCCGGAUGACAUUCAUCCCAGGAUGAUGCUCUCCGACUUCACGCCUCUGACCAAAGGCCAGUACCCCUUGUUCAACAAAUACCCAGAGUUCAUAGUGGAGUAUAACAAACGUGAGAAGGAGAAGAUUCGCCAGGAGGAGAUGGAGUACCUCCAGGAGAGGCAAGCGGUGUCAACGCUGCACGCAGAUUUAAUGGAACGCCAAGCGGAAGACGACGCCUACUUUGCACAACAGGAGCUCCUGCAGAAGGCUGAAGAGCAGCGCAGAAACAUCCUGACUCAAGAGGAGGCCAGGCUAACUCAGCAGAGGAAGAAGCUGGCAGCCAUGAAGAGAGAGCUAAAGAUGAAGGAGUUGCAGCUGCUGGAUGCAAAUAAAAAACGGCUCCACAAACACCAGCAGGACCAGCACGUCUCACAGAUACAAACGCUGGACCAGGAGAUCAGGAGAAAGAUGGAGCUGCGUGAGCAGGAAACGGCAGCGGCACUCCAGGAUCUGGAAAUGCAGCAGAUGGAGCUGGAGAUACAACGCAGGCAGCUCCAGCAGCAACUGUGCAAGGAGCAGCUCCACGUAGAACGUCAGGUCGUCGAAAAGGAGCAGCUGUUGAUGAAGUGUGAUAAAAAGGAGGAGCAGCUGCAGGGUGCGGACGCAAAGAAGAAGGCUGAGGCGAGCCAGCCGGGCUCCGACUCCAACUGGCAGCGAGACGCCACCAAGGCCCCGCUGCCGCUGCCGCCGCACGUCGACUGGCUGGAGAGGAGGAGAGAGAGGUUGGCCGCGUUCGACAGGAGAACCCUGGCGGAAGGCGACCGUCUCACCGACACCUGGAGAGACACGGCCGGAAGGGAGUGGGAUGAAGUCGUGAAUGACCGAGCGCGAAUAAUGGAGUGGCGGCAGUCCCGGCCUGCAACAGACACAAUUGGAGGACUUACUCACAGUCCCAAACCAGCCAGCGGCGGCGCCACGCCCAAACAAGCCGGACGCAACAUGGUGUGCCUGAACGCCAGGUCCCCUGCGGCAAGCACCUCCACCAACUUCUCGCUGGACCGAGGACGCGCACAUUUGGACAGCAAAGAGAGACAACUGAUAAAGGAUAUCAGAGAUCUGAGACAGAGGCUGCUGACCAGAACCAAGGAGGGCAGCGUUGGCUCGUACCAGUCAACCCUAACGCCACGCGCCACCACCCGGUGACCAGAAGCUCCUCCUCCUACGUGUCCAUGUUUAUUACUCUUUUACAGAAUGAAUGUCUUGCGUUGGUUGAAUACCUUCACUUGUGAAUAUUUUAUCUUGGGAUUCUAUUGACUUCUUUUCUAAGCUGUUUAACAUGAAUGUUUUUAUUAAAUUACUCCACUC
This is a messenger RNA of Doryrhamphus excisus (bluestripe pipefish), 3603 nucleotides long. RefSeq names its product TBC1 domain family, member 31 (gene tbc1d31). The record is from RefSeq and is a predicted model, not a curated record. Lineage: Eukaryota; Metazoa; Chordata; Actinopteri; Syngnathiformes; Syngnathidae. Gene Ontology annotation, cellular component: ciliary basal body. Gene Ontology annotation, molecular function: protein binding. Gene Ontology annotation, biological process: cilium assembly.